Messenger RNA from Nerophis lumbriciformis (worm pipefish), 1818 nucleotides. RefSeq lists its product as uncharacterized. NCBI's taxonomy places the organism in Eukaryota, Metazoa, Chordata, Actinopteri, Syngnathiformes, Syngnathidae. The record is from RefSeq and is a predicted model, not a curated record. Gene Ontology annotation, molecular function: RNA polymerase II cis-regulatory region sequence-specific DNA binding; DNA-binding transcription factor activity, RNA polymerase II-specific. Gene Ontology annotation, biological process: regulation of transcription by RNA polymerase II. Gene Ontology annotation, cellular component: PcG protein complex; chromatin; transcription regulator complex.
CGUCCAGCAGCUGAUCGGUAAUCCAGAAGAAGUUUCCCCUCAGUUAGGGGGGAGCUCCACUUUGAAGCAGGAGACUCCACAACCACCCUGCAUUAAAGAGCAAGAGGAGGAACUCUGCAUCACUCAGGAGGGAGAGUGUCUUCUAGGACGAGAGGAAGCUGAUUACACCAAGUUUCCACUGAGUAUUCUCUCUGUGAAGACUGAAGAUGAUGAAGAGGAACCACAAGUAGACAACCUCUUAGCUCCACUAUCAGAUAGUGAGGCUGAAGACGAGGUUGAAGUAACUUUGAGCAGCGAUACAGACUGUGAAGGUGAUAUGAGGACUCACACUGACAACAAACACUCUGAAUGCUCUACAAAGAAGAGAGGUGAAACAUGUUUGAGCUGCUCAGUUUGUGCUGAAAGUUUUACUCAAAAGAGCAGUUUGACUCGACACAUGAGAACACACACAGGUGAAAAAACAUGUAUUUGUUCAGUUUGUGGCAAAAGCUUUUCUCAAAAUAGAUCUUUGACUCGACACAUGAGAACACACACAGGAGAAAAAACAUUUAUUUGUUCAGUUUGUGGCAAAAGCUUUUCUGAAAAUAGAUCUUUGACUCGACACAUGAGAACACACACAGGAGAAAAACCAUGUACUUGUUCAGUUUGUGGCAAAGGCUUUUCUCAAAAUAGCUAUUUUACUCAACACAUGAGAACACACACAGGUGAAAAACCAUUUAGUUGUUUAGUUUGUGGCAAAAGCUUUUCUCAAAAUAGCAUUUUGACUGGACACAUGAGAACACACACAGGUGAAAAACCAUAUAAGUGUUCAGUGUGUGACAAAAGCUUUUGUGGUAAGACCAAUUUGAUUAAACACAUGAGAACACACACAGGUGAAAAACCAUUUAAUUGUUCAGUUUGUGGCAAAAGCUUUUCUCAAAAUAGCUGUUUGACUCUACACAUGAGAACACACACAGGUGAAAAACCAUUUAAUUGUUCAGUUUGUGGCACAAGCUUUUCUCAAAAUAGCCGUUUGACUCACCACAUGAGAACACACACAGGAGAAAAACCAUGUACUUGUUCAGUUUGUGGCCAAGGCUUUUCUCAAAAUAGCUAUUUGACUAAACACAUGAGAACACACACAGGUGAAAAACCAUAUAGUUGUUCAGUUUGUGGCAACAGCUUUUCUCAAAAUAGCAAUCUGACUGAACACAUGAAAACACACAUCAGUGAAAAAACAUGUAAUUGUUCAGUUUGUGGCAAAAGCUUUUCUGGUAAGAGAAAUUUGACUAAACACAUGAGAACACACACAGGUGAAAAACCAUUUAAUUGUGCAGUUUGUGGCAAAAGCUUUUUUGUUAAGAGCAAAUUGACUGAACACAUGAGAACACACACUGGAGAAAAAUCAUUUAGUUGUUCAGUGUGCUGUAAAAGGUUCCAACAUAAUGCAGACGCAGUAAAACACACAAGAACACACAAGGGAAAAUAACCAAUUAGUUGUUUAGUUUGUGGUAUGUUGCUCAUAUGUGGCGACAUCCACCCUACCCAGGACCUCCUCACUGCUUCUUUCACAAAUAUCUGAGGUAUUCAUACAAACUUGGAUUAUUUGAAGCAUAAUCUUAUCUACUCAUGACCCCAUGUCUUCUCUGUAUCUGAAACCUUCCUGAACAGUAAGAUAGAUGAUGCUUCAAGUGCUUGGUUACCCACAACCCAACCCCCACCUCCCUCGACAUGGUCCUGGUGGAGAUCUACACUCUUAGUGCUUUUCUUCUUUAUUCAGAGUAAUCAUUUGACUUUCUAAAGGUUUUGAACUACUAAGUGGGUUGAAAAAUAUGUAUG